Messenger RNA from Cydia strobilella, 1006 nucleotides. RefSeq lists its product as uncharacterized. The transcript has 4 exons. The record is from RefSeq and is a predicted model, not a curated record. Bases 679 to 999 code for a protein of 106 amino acids. Lineage: Eukaryota; Metazoa; Arthropoda; Insecta; Lepidoptera; Tortricidae.
CAGGCGGGGCGGAAUUUCUGAAUACUCCUUAACAUUGCAAAGUCACAAUCGUUCGCUUUAUGAUACAGGUAAGUAGUUUAAGUUUAAAACUGACUGAUCAGCUGCAGUCAGAUGGUUUGAAGAUUCGAACGCUCUGCGCAGCCGCGCCGCUCCAUCCAUAUUAACUUGUUAAUUAGAUCCAUAAUACGACUUGCAGAUGAGCUAGAGUGAAGUUGAAUACAUAAAAAGGGCUUUUUCAGCGAUCGCAUGCAUUGUGGAGCCGGAGGCUGCCCGGUGGACUGGCACCAGAACUUUGCGUGUUCAUAAAUAAACGCGAACGGUAUUCAACAGCCCUUGGUGCUGUAUGCAUAACGAAUUUGAAGGAGGCAAACUUGGAGGCUCUGGUGGCUCGGAUGGAGUAUAAAAUUCCGUAACAACAUGGUGGAGGAUUUCAUUCGCCGGUUUGCUGUCGUAGAAGACAUAGCUCCGUCAAUUAGUUUUAACUAAUUAUCGCGCGUGAAACAGUGAAGUGUUUUCCCGUUUAACUAAAGUGUUAAGUGUUUAUGAAUGUAAAUGAGUGCGGGUUUAGUGAGAGAUGCGGGCAGAAUGCAGUUGUUGCGCGAUGGCGCUGCGGACUUCAGUUACUAGUUGGUUCCAUCUGCGUCCGCCAGACGGCGUGCGUGUCUCCGAACAUGGCUGAUGCGAAAAACCUCACAUCUGCAACGUAUGCAACAAAGGGUUCAGCACAUCGAGCUCACUCAACACGCACCGACGGAUACACACAGGCGAGAAGCCCCACAAGUGUCCAGAGUGCGGCAAGUGUUUCACCGCCAGCUCCAACCUGUACUACCAUCGCAUGACCCAUACAAAGAACAAGCCCCACAAAUGCAUAUGGUGUCCGCGUUCGUUCCCAACACCAGGCGAAUUACGUGCGCACACUGCGGCGCACGGCGCGCACGCAACACUUGCGACACACGCACGUACUGCGGCGAUGGUGCCACGACUUUAUGGCAGACGUAAUGUUAAU